AUGCGAUGCCCCACGUGCAUCAAGCUUGGCCUGCCCGCGAUCUAUUUCUGCGGCAAGGAGUGCUUCACCAAGGCCUGGCCCACCCACAAGCUCCUGCAUACCCUCCUCACCUCAAGCGGACCCUCUACCAACAUCUCCUUCUCCCACUCUUCCACGUCUGCUGCUGACGAGCGCUUUGCGGGCUUCCCGUUCACCGGCCGACUGCGGCCCGGCGUGGUGUCGCCCAUGCGCACCGUGCCGAGCCACAUCCCUAAGCCCGACUAUGCCGAGACCGGCGAGCCUGAGUCGGAGAACCAGUUCAAGCGCGGCAGCAUGGCGAUCGAAGUUCAUACCCCUGCCCAGAUCGCCGUCCUCCGCGAGGCCUCCAUUAUUUCUCGUCAGGCGCUUGACUUGGCCGGCAGCAUGAUUAGGCCCGGCAUCACCACCGACGAGAUCGACAGGGCCGUGCACGACUUCAUCGUGUCCAAGGGCGCCUACCCUUCGCCGCUCAACUACCGCGAGUUCCCCAAGUCCUGCUGCACGUCGAUCAACGAGGCCAUCUGCCACGGCAUUCCCGACAGCCGACCGCUGGAGGAGGGCGACAUUUGCAAUGUCGACGUCUCGGUCUACUACAAGGGCUACCACGGUGACGUGAACGACACCUUCUUCGUCGGCGAGGUGUCACCCGAGGCCCAGAAGCUGGUCCAGGUCACCUACGAGGCGCUCGAGGAGGCCAUCAAGAUCGUCAAGCCGGGUCGGCUGUACCGAGACAUCGGUCAGGUGAUCUCCAAGCACGUGAGCAAGCACGGCUACUCGGUGGUGCGGACGUACUGCGGACACGGCGUUGGCGCCCUCUUCCACACGUCGCCCAACGUGCCCCACUACGCCAAAAACAAGGCAGUGGGCGUCAUGAAGCCUGGCCACGUGUUCACCAUUGAGCCCAUGAUCAACCUGGGCGACUUCAAGGACACGACGUGGCCCGACGACUGGACCUCGGUCACUCGAGACGGCAAGCUCUCCGCGCAGUUCGAGCAUACCAUGGUGGUGACCGAGACCGGAGUCGAGGUGCUGACCGCUCGGACCGCCAAGUCCUACCCCUACCCGUGGCUCAAGUAA
Messenger RNA from Acanthamoeba castellanii str. Neff, 1095 nucleotides. Its product is annotated as methionine aminopeptidase, type I, putative. Bases 1 to 1095 code for a protein of 364 amino acids. The record is from RefSeq and is a predicted model, not a curated record. The transcript has 10 exons. Gene Ontology annotation, molecular function: metalloaminopeptidase activity. NCBI's taxonomy places the organism in Eukaryota, Discosea, Longamoebia, Acanthamoebidae. Gene Ontology annotation, biological process: proteolysis.